Molecule: messenger RNA, 660 nt
Organism: Melampsora larici-populina 98AG31
Lineage: Eukaryota; Fungi; Basidiomycota; Pucciniomycetes; Pucciniales; Melampsoraceae
Exons: 3
Coding region: 1-660 (219 amino acids)
Source: RefSeq, a predicted model, not a curated record
AUGUCAUUCAAUUCAACUCUUCAAACUAUGAAUUCGACACAAGAAUCUUCAAAUGAAAUAAUCGAUCGAGUAUCAAAACUAACUAAUCCGAUUCCAACUACACCUACAUCUACAUUGACCAAAAGCUUUCUAAUACAAUCCAACACUCAAGAAAACAGACCCAUCAGAACUCGUAUGAUCUCUGUAAAUCAAGAAGAACCUAUUCCAAAACGUGUCAAAACUAUGAUCAAACCAAUCUUCCAUUCAAAACCAGAUCAUCAUCUUCAAGAGAAACUUUGCUUUGAAAACUCAAACUUUGAUAUUUCUCAUCAUUCAAGUGAUUGUAUCUUACUAGAAAGAAAUGAUUCAUUAUCAAAAGAAAUCAAUCCUAUUCAACAUAAUUAUCAACCAGCUCAACAAAUCAUAAAUCACAUCAGUCAUGAUCCGAUUCUAACAAAUAAUAUAAUAAACAAACCUGAUAAAUUGAUAUGUUCUGUAUCAAAUUGUAAAGCAAGUUUUCAUCAAAAAUGUUUCAUUCAAAGACACGAAAAACUACACUUAGAUUUCAAUCAAAGCUCGAAACUUAAUUGUCAAUGUGGUAAAGGAUUUACCAAACCUGAUGAAUUAAUUAAACAUAGUCUUCUUGGAAUUUGUUAUGGAAGUAGAAUCCCUUUUAGAUGA